Molecule: messenger RNA, 1302 nt
Organism: Exophiala bonariae
Lineage: Eukaryota; Fungi; Ascomycota; Eurotiomycetes; Chaetothyriales; Herpotrichiellaceae
Exons: 1
Coding region: 1-1302 (433 amino acids)
Molecular function (GO): flavin adenine dinucleotide binding; saccharopine oxidase activity; sarcosine oxidase activity
Source: RefSeq, a predicted model, not a curated record
AUGGGCUCCCAAGACGCUGGCAACAGUGAGAUUCUCAUCGUCGGGGCUGGCAUUUUCGGGACCAGCACGGCCUACCAUCUCUCCUUAAUUCAUCCCAAUCCAUCACACAUCACGGUCCUCGAUCAUGCUCGUGUUCCGUCUCCACGCGCGGCGUCCAGUGACAUCAACAAGAUCGUCCGCGCGGAUUACAGCAAAGCUUUCUACAUGGAUCUGGCGUACGAAGCCAUGGAAGCGUGGACUUCGUGGCCGUUUCUAAAGCCGUAUUUCCAUCAGACUGGCUGGGUCGCACUGGACGAGAAGGAUAGUGAUCUAUCGGAAAGAAUUCGAGCCAACUUUCGUUGCUCCGGUCGCCCAGACACGUCUGCUGAUAUCACUCUGGACGAGGUCAAGAAUGCAUGGGGAGGGGUCCUGGCCAACAUCGACACGACCGGGUUUGAUAAAGCCUACACGAAUUCCAGUGCUGGCUGGGCUGAUGCUUCUUCAGCGGUCGAAGCCAUAAUGGCUGAAGCAGUGAAGAAUGGGAUCAAGCAUGAGGUAGGCGACGUGUCUGAGUUUUUGAGGGAAAAAGGCGAGGGUUUGGUAGGUGUGAGGACAUCAGAUGGCCGUGUUUUCCCGGCUUCGAAGAUCCUCCUCGCGACAGGUGCCUGGACGCCGUGGUUGUUGACACCCUUGGAGAAAGAACUGCAGAUCCCUUCUCAACAUAGUAUUCAGAGCCAACUCCAGGCGGCGGGAGUGUGUGUCGCGGCGUUCAAGCUCUCCGAGGACUCGGCCAGUCAUUACAGCCAGAUGCCUGUUUUAAUCUACGGCUCGCAAGGUGAAGUCCUACCACCGAACAAAGACCGCUUCUUCAAGUUCACCAACGCGAACACCUUCAAAAACACCCUUCGCCAUCCUCAGACCGGACAGGAAAUCUCAGUACCAGCGCCAGACCAGAAAUCUGUACCGGAGAAGCUGAAGAAACAAUCGAUAGACAUCAUCCGCCAGCGCAUCCCGGAGAUACUCGCUGGCGGUCAAAGUCCCGAUGAUUGGCGCAUCUGCUGGGACGCCAUUUCCCCGGAUCAGAACCAAUUGAUCUGUCGACAUCCAGACCCGAGACUGUCCAACCUCUAUCUGGCGACGGCGGGCUCCUUUCACAGCUGGAAAUUCCUGCCCACCAUCGGCCGAUAUGUGGUGAAUGUGCUGGACGGUAAGUCGAAUGGCCCGGCUAAGGACGAAGCCUGGCAAUGGAAGAAAUCUUGGUCUGAGAAGGGCGCUCAUCCCAAGGUUUUGCCUAAAGGAGAGUUGAGCCAUUUCAGUCAGUGA